AUGAACUCCCGCAAACCCCGGCGAAAUCACAAUCACAAUCACAAUCAUCCCGGCAAUAAUAACUACCCACAUCAGACCCAGUUCACCGACUAUGAAUCCGACGCCGCCUACUUCUCCGACAUGCAACAACAUCAGCAACAGCCAGCACCACCCACCCGUACCAACGAGGAGAUAAACCUCUCUGUCCUGCAUCGCCACAACCCCGACAUCACCUCCAUCCUUUCGCUCGCCCAAUACGCCGUCGUGUACAUAUUCAGCCCCACGACGCAGCAAUGGGAAAAGAAUGGCGUCGAAGGCACGUUAUUCGUCUGCCAGUUGACUCGGGGUCGUCUCGGCGAGGAGCGGUACAGUGCAUUCGUACUGAACCGGCGCGGUCUCAACAAUUUCGACCUGCAGCUGACAGACGGCGAAAACGUGGAACUAACGGAGGAAUAUGUGAUUCUUAAGGCGGACGAGGGCGCUGAGGGCGCCGCAGACCCCUCAAACCCACAGGGUGGUCAGUCAAACGGCGCCAGCACGCCCGGGCUACGCAUCUACGGUAUCUGGAUUUACUCGGAGCCGGCGCCGAACUCGACUGCACAGGCUCGGACCAUCAAUGCGGAGAAGAUUCGCGAGUGCGCUGCCCACGCAGGAGAAAGCUUGAAGAUGGCGCGGAAGCGUUUGGAAGCUAUUCGCCAGAAUGGUCUACAUGCGGCCGCAGCUGCAGCUGAGAAUCAAGUGGCUCCGUUGCAAGAAGUCGAGGCGAGCGUGCCGAUGGGGCGUCAAAUAUCGUUGAAGGAUUUAUUUGGGCAGCAACGUGCCCAAGAUGAUGGGUGGAGUGUACGCGCGCAUCACAUGGGGCCAGCGGAGCAGCAGCAGCAGCAGCAGCAGCAGGAGCAAGCUCAGCAAGAUCAAUAUCAGCAAUCCCCUCCGCAGCCGUACCAACAGCAUUACCAACAGCCGCCGCCGCAGCAGUACCCGCCACAGCAUUAUCAACAACCGCAAGGGUACUCGAUGAUACCUCAACAACACCAGCAACCACCACCCCCGCCACAACCCCAAGGAGAUGUCCUCGGUGACCUCUUCCGCCGAGCAGGAUUUGCAUAUCAGGGGAAUGGACAAGGGCAGUAG
Penicillium daleae is the source of this 1110-nucleotide messenger RNA. Its product is annotated as Dcp1 family protein. The coding region runs from base 1 to 1110 and encodes 369 amino acids. NCBI's taxonomy places the organism in Eukaryota, Fungi, Ascomycota, Eurotiomycetes, Eurotiales, Aspergillaceae. The record is from RefSeq and is a predicted model, not a curated record. The transcript has a single exon. Gene Ontology annotation, biological process: positive regulation of catalytic activity; deadenylation-independent decapping of nuclear-transcribed mRNA; deadenylation-dependent decapping of nuclear-transcribed mRNA. Gene Ontology annotation, cellular component: P-body. Gene Ontology annotation, molecular function: enzyme activator activity; mRNA binding.